AAUAUAUAUGCUUGUGAAUGGGAGGAUAGCUCAUUUGAUAAGAUGGAAACUUCAUGGAACUCUGAUAUUCUUAAAGUAGAAUAUAGUGUGUUUGGAUGGAUUGCUUUUGUGGCUUGGUCUACUAGUUUCUAUCCUCAACUUUUCAUGAACUUCUCAAGAAAAAGUGUGGUUGGUUUGAACUUCAAUUAUCUGCUACUCAACAACACCAAACAAUCCUUAUAUCUCAUCUACAACGCCUCUUUGUACUUCAGUUCUACUCUUCAGUUUCAAUACCACAAAAAAUAUGGCUUCGAUCAGAUGAUACCAGUAGCUGCAAAUGACGUUGCUUUCUCUAUUCACGCUGUUCUAAUAACUACAAUAUUGUUGUUUCAAGUUAUUAUAUACGAGCGUGGAAAUCAAUCAAUAUCAAAAAUCACUAUGGGAAUUAUUACAAUGGUGUGGGUAACUGCUGGAGUUUGUUUCUUCAUAGCAUUCCCUUCCAAUUCAUGGCUUUGGCUAGUUACUAUCUUUAACACAAUGCAAGUACUCCUAGCAUCAAUCAAAUAUAUUCCCCAGGCAGUUAUGAACUUCAUGCUAAAGAGCACAGAUGGAUUUUGCAUUGGAAAUGUGUUCUUAGAUUUCAUCGGAGGAAUAUCAAACGUUGCUCAGAUGGUUACACAAUCAAUUGAUCAAAACUCUUUGGUGAAUUUCUAUGGAAACCUUGGAAAAGUAUUGUUAUCCCUGGUGACCCUUUUCUUUGAUAUUCUAUUCAUGUUUCAACGUUUUGUGCUUUAUCCAUCAAAUAAAACAUCAUUGAUUCCUCUUUCUAAACUCAAUGACAAAGUUAACGAGCCCCUCAUAAAGUCUCUUAAUCAGCCAUUAGCAACAAAUUUGCAUGUAGCUGAAAAUGUUUGAAUUUGAUAUUAAUGCAUAUAAUUAGUCUCCUGUAUGGUAUUAGUAUGUACAGGUAAAGUUCCUCUAAUGCAUUUGAAGUCUUACUUCAAUGGUAAGAGUUUAGGUUUGUAAUUUCUCGAAAACUAUUGUAAAAUAAUCAUUAAAUGCCACUUUAAUUAUAAUAACUAUUUUGUAAAGAAAUGUGAAGAAAAAAUUGAAAGGAAUUUGAUCAAGCCUAGUUGAGAAUAACUAUAUUUUGUUUUAUGAACUCUAGAGUUUAUAUUGUUGACACACAAUUCACAUCGAUCCUUUGCGCUAGUUCUAGAUAAGGUAUAAUAUGUCCUUUAAUUUGAAUUUUAAGAGAAAAAUAAUCCUAGUUAAUACUAGUUUAACAUUUAUCUACAAGUUUUAUAUGUAUUUAUAUAUUAUAAUUGUAACACCCUCGUUCCUUAAUCCCGCUUCUAGUCUCUUAAUGGGUAAAUUAGGAUUAAAGUAUUUUAAUUAGUAGAAGUAAUAGCACGAUAUGAUUUAGAAAUUUAUUUAAAUCAAAAUCCAAAUUUACAAGAGAAAUUAUCAUUUUUCUCCUCAUUCUCCUCCUUGCAAAUUCUCCUCAUUCUCCUCCUUGCAAAUUCAAAAUCAGGAGUGAUAUAGAGAGAAAGAGGGCGUGUGAGUUUGAGGAAGAGAGGAGGAGAGUUUGUUAAUCAAACAAGUGCAUGCUGUAACCUUGAGGAAAUUGAAGUAGAAUCAAGAUAAAAAUCUUGGAAAAGAGACUUGAAAAGUGGAACCUUCCUCGUCAUCAUCUCCAUUCCUUCUCACAAAUCGAGGUUUCCUUAAGAAGGCAGGAUUCUAGUAAGUUUGAUUGGGAGAUAAAACCU
Messenger RNA from Lathyrus oleraceus (garden pea), 1748 nucleotides. Its product is annotated as cystinosin homolog. Gene Ontology annotation, molecular function: L-cystine transmembrane transporter activity. Bases 43 to 894 code for a protein of 283 amino acids. Gene Ontology annotation, biological process: L-cystine transport. Gene Ontology annotation, cellular component: vacuolar membrane. The transcript has 8 exons. NCBI's taxonomy places the organism in Eukaryota, Viridiplantae, Streptophyta, Magnoliopsida, Fabales, Fabaceae. The record is from RefSeq and is a predicted model, not a curated record.